AGUGGAAGCAAUACUAAUUUGCAUAUAAAUAACUUAAUCCUGCCAAGUCAACAAACAACGAUACAAGUUCGUGUGCCAUACCGUGUUGUUGGAUUAGUUGUUGGACCGAAAGGUGCAACAAUCAAGCGCAUUCAACAGACAACAAACACAUAUAUCAUUACACCAGGUCGAGAUAAAGAACCCGUCUUUGAAAUAGCUGGUCUACCGGAAAACGUUGAAGCCGCACGUCUCGAAAUCGAAAGUCAUAUUGCUGCACGUACAGGACAAACAUCGUCAUCAGGUAAUCAAUCACCUGUUGAAGAUAAUGAUGAUACGAAAUGGAUGAAACCGAAAUUUACCCAUCAUUUAUCACUUCCAUUCAAUAAUAAUAAUAACAAUAAUAAUAAUAAUACAACUGCAAUUGAUGAUAAUAAAAAUAUUCCAUUACGUACGGUCUCUCAAUCAUCUUAUUUUCCAUUAGAAGAUAAUUCAUUAAUGAAUCAGUCAUUUGAUUUUGGUUCAUCAUUUGAUUUGAUCAAUGAACAAACAUCAACGGAUAAUAAUAAUAAUACAAUAUUUGAUUCAGUUUGGUCAAAUUUUAGUCUUUUAUCAUUGAAAACAUCGUGA
Adineta ricciae is the source of this 606-nucleotide messenger RNA. The record is from the annotation of a GenBank genome assembly. NCBI's taxonomy places the organism in Eukaryota, Metazoa, Rotifera, Eurotatoria, Adinetida, Adinetidae.